This is a messenger RNA of Penicillium cinerascens, 1842 nucleotides long. Its product is annotated as ribosomal RNA-processing protein RRP9. The record is from RefSeq and is a predicted model, not a curated record. Gene Ontology annotation, molecular function: snoRNA binding; protein binding. The transcript has a single exon. Bases 1 to 1842 code for a protein of 613 amino acids. Gene Ontology annotation, cellular component: small-subunit processome. Lineage: Eukaryota; Fungi; Ascomycota; Eurotiomycetes; Eurotiales; Aspergillaceae.
AUGUCUUCCUUUUUCACCGUCCCCACUUCCCAGCGCAAGCGCAAGAGAGACGACCGCGCCGCAGCUCCGGGAUCCAAGAAACGAGGCGUUGAUGCCCAGAAAGAAGGCGCAGGAGACCGACGAGCGAGAGAAAGAGAGGAAUCGAUCUCUGGAAGUGACUUGGAUGAAGAUGACAAAAUCGCGUCCGCAGAAUCGGGCGAAGAAUCCGGGUCCGACUCGGACGACGGCGAGACGGCCGCAGACCGACGGUUGAAACUCGCCGAACGCUACUUGGACAAUGUCCGGGAUGAGGUUGACGAAGUUGGAUACGAUGCAGCAGACAUUGAUCGAGACCUGAUCGCCGAGAGGCUGAAGGAAGAUGUCGAUGAAUUCAAGGGCAGAGUAUUUCGCCUUCUCGGCUCAAAAUUAUCGUUUCCCACCGCAUCCCACUCUUUCUUCCGCUCCGAUACGCAGUCUACGACCUCGAUUGCCAUCCAUGCGCCAUAUGUCUAUACCGUUAGUAAAGACAAGACUUUGAUCAAGUGGGAACUGGCGACUCCUAGCGAACCGAAGCCCGCCGACCCAAAUUCGAAACGGCCUCCACGUCCCCAGCGUAAGACGCCUAAGCGGGUCAGAUACUUCCGGGGCGCCCGCAAAAUCGGCGGCGAGGAGCAAGGGCAUACAGGAAAUAUCCUGUCUGUUGCGGUUUCUCCUUCUGGAAAGUUUCUUGCUACUGGUGGAAGUGACAAUAAACUAGUGAUCUGGGAUGCGGAGACUCUAACACCGACCAAGACAUUUACGCAGCACCGUGAUUCCGUUGCUUCUCUCGCUUUCGCCCGUCACAUCUCGACUAUGAGCUCCGGAGAACAAUUGUUCUCAGGCAGCUAUGACCGCACAUUAAAGACCUGGUCCAUUUCCUCGGCUGGUCAUGCAUACGUCGAGACGUUGUUCGGACACCAGGAUCAUGUUACCGGCGUUGCAGCCAUGACUAUUGACCAAUGUGUCAGUGUCGGAGCUCGCGACCGGACUGCGCGAUUAUGGAAGGUUGUUGACGAGAGUCAACUUGUGUUCCGUGGUGGUGCUUCCAAGAACGCUCCUUACCGGGAGAGCAAUAUCGACUGUAUUGCUCCUCUGCCACCCUCCCACUUUGUGACUGGUUCCGACUCCGGCUCUAUCUCCCUUUGGUCAAUGCACAAAAAGAAGCCGCUCUAUACGAUUCCUCUUGCACACGGCGUGGACAGCAUUCCUCCUCUGGAUGAACUAUCGCCUGAAGUUGACCCAGAGGUUGCUGCCCACAAUGCCCGGCACAUGCGGCCCACACCUCGCUGGAUCACAGCGCUGACCACUCUCCCGGGUACUGAUAUCGUUCUGAGUGGUAGUUGGGAUGGUUGGAUCCGCGCAUGGCGCAUUUCGGAUGAUAAGAAGACCAUCAUUUCCCUGGGACCUGUUGGUGCCGGCCAACCGAUCCCCGACACCCCCUCACAACAACUCAACAGCUCCCUUGCGCAAAAGGGCACCCCCGAUGCGGAUGAUAUGGAUGUCGAGGCCAAAUCGCAAGCACAGAAGGCCGAUCCCAAGCCUUUGAUUAAGGGCGUGAUCAAUGAUAUCGCCGUCUUCGAGCGCCGCCCCGAGGGUGCAUCUUCAGGCCAGCCCGCUCCAAAAUCCUCCAAGUCUAAACCUCAAUCAGAGCCUGAGGUUCGGGGUUUGUGCAUUGUCGCUGCAGUUGGCAAGGAGCACCGCCUUGGCCGAUGGAAGUUCUACGCCAACAACUACCACGAAGGAGAUGCUCCCCAAGGCCGCAAUGGUGCCGUUGUGUUUGAGGUUCCAUUUGCCUCUAAGGAAGCCGCCGAGGCUGAUGUAUAA